CUCCUCAUGCCACGUGACAUUUACGACCCAGCUGUCCCUGACUCCCCUGCUCACUCUGCCUCAUCGCACCAGCAGCAGCAGCAGCAGCAGCAGCAGCAGCAGCAGCAGCAGCAGGUGCAGCAGCAGGAGCGGAUGGAGCAGCAGCGGCAGCAGCAGCAGCAGCAGCAGCAGCAGCAGGAGAUGCAGCAGCAGCAGCGGAUGGAGCAGCAGCAGCAGCAGCAACCGCAGGCAAUGCAGCAACAGCAGCUGCAGCAGGAGGUGCAGCAGCAGCAGCAGCGGCAGCAACCACAGCAGCAACCUCAUCGGCAUCGCUGCACCACCUCUCCAAAGGAGCGCGGAUGAGACCUUGGCAAAUGUGAGGUCUG
Molecule: messenger RNA, 365 nt
Organism: Closterium sp. NIES-67
Lineage: Eukaryota; Viridiplantae; Streptophyta; Zygnematophyceae; Desmidiales; Closteriaceae
Source: the annotation of a GenBank genome assembly